Messenger RNA from Schistocerca americana (American grasshopper), 3200 nucleotides. RefSeq names its product BRO1 domain-containing protein BROX-like. The record is from RefSeq and is a predicted model, not a curated record. The transcript has 9 exons. NCBI's taxonomy places the organism in Eukaryota, Metazoa, Arthropoda, Insecta, Orthoptera, Acrididae. Bases 41 to 1309 code for a protein of 422 amino acids.
UCAACACAGUAAGCAGAUCCAUAACAAACAUUGUGUAGAAAUGGCUCAUUGGUUCCAUAGAAAUGUUUUUAAAGCGACAGCACCAGUUAAUUUCGAUCUAAAACUAAUAGCCAUGGAUGGUGAAGCAUUAAAAAUUUGUAGUGACCUGAAGCAGUCCAGAGCACGGCUUAUUCAGUUAUUCCCAGAUGCCAACCAUGCUCCGGAGACCGUUGAUGUUGCUUUCAAUCAGUAUAUGGCUAUUUUUAUUGGUUUUUUAACUUCACCUGACAGUAAAAAUACUGGAGUAGAAAGUAAGAUGCGUUAUAGCGUGCUUUUUAAGUGGACACACACUCUGCUGGGAAAUAAACCGCAGUUGAUGAGAGACUCAUAUUUUGAGGGUGCUAACAUGAGUUACAAUGUAGCAAUUUGGUACAUGAAACACGCAGCCAUGCUUGCUGGAAAGGAUGACAUCACCAUGGAAGAAGCAAAGGAAGUGCACAAAUGCCUAAGGAAAGCUGCUGGCAUAUUCAGAUUUAUUCAAUCCCAGUAUUUGCCUCAGUUACCAGGGAAACAGCUUGAGGGUGGUGAUCUUGAUCCACGUGUCCUAUCUGCUUACUUGACACAAUGCACUGCAGAAGCACAAGAAGUCACAGUUGCGCGGGCAGUGGAACUGAAACACAAUCCAAGCUUAAUAUCAGCUUUAUCGAAUGAGACAUCCAAAAUGUUUGCUGAUGCUGCAACGGUAUUAGCUACAGUUGAGCAAGCAAAGCAGUGGGUGCUCUACCUGAAGAUUAAGGCAGCUUUCUAUGAAGCUUAUGCAUACACUUUUUGUGGAGAAAAUCUCUUGUCACAGGACAAGUGUGGAGAAGCUGUAAGGGGCUUACAGGAGGGUCAAACCAGUUAUAAAAGGGCAAUAGAACUUAGUAAGGAAUAUGCAAAAACUAAAGGCCCUGCUCCAAAAGUGCAGCCAGAAACUCAUGCAUCUUUUCGUCGGUUGUCACCACUUCUAAACCGAACCUUGGAAAAGUGUGUAAGAGAAAAUGGAUUCAUCUACCAUCAGAAGGUACCUGCUGAUCCACCUGAACUAGAACAUAAGGCAACCUAUGGGCUGGCCAGCCCUGAGGAAUUCUCAAUGCCAUCACCAUGUCCUCUCUGGAACCCUGCAUCAUAUGCUGCAUUUGAUGACUCUAAAAAUGCUGCAGCCAAUGAUCCAACAACCAGCUCGAAUACAGCAGUAAAACUGGAAGGAGAACUUCCAGCAGUGAAGGAGGCUCAAGUUCACCAGUCAUCUAAGGACCCAAAGACUGAAAGUGGAUGCAGCAUACAAUAACAUAAAUAUUUCAGUGGUACUAUUGGUUCUGGGGCAAGUCAAGCUUACGAAGUGCAGCUGUUUAUAUGUCUGUGUUAUCACAGAUUGCGUAAACUAUUCCUGUUCACACACACUCUAUAACCAAAUACAUAAAUGUAACAUUUAACUAUUUGUGGCAAUUUCUUUGCUUUUAGUUGUGCCUCUUGGGCUUGAUAUGCAGUUUUACAUGUGUAGUAUCAAUUUUAAUUAAUAUUGUAAAAGUGCUAUUACUUAAUGUUGUUUUGCUUCAUAUUAGGCAGAGUCAAUAUUCUGCUCUCAAAGCUAGAUGUCUAUAUACUGAAAAUAUAAUGUCUUAAAGACUGUAAUUAUUACAACAUUUGUUUUAUUUUCAAAGUAUUAUCUUCUACUGUAUAAUUAACUGUUUGCACAUACAUUGUUGUUCCUGAAGAGGAAUGUUUUGACAUUGAUUACUACAGUUCCUUUAACAUUAAUUUUAUUUUUUCAUAUUUUAGUGGAAGCAUUUAUUUAUUUAUUUACAAAGUAAUUGUAAGAUAAAGAUGUAGAGAAGAAAAUAUAUAUUUACAAAGAAAUUGUAUAUAAAAAUUAUAUUUUUAAAAGUUAUGUGGUACAUGCUUUAAUGCUGAUGUGAUAAUUACAUUUGUGCUUUUUGAGUGGGGUACUCUGUUUUAUGAGUUAUAUGUUGCCUGAUUAUUUUAAUAGCAGAUAAAUGUGAAUAUUUUUACCAGUUAACACUUUUGUGUUACUACCUGUAGAUGACGCAAUCAUUGUACAAAAGUAUGCUUUGUAUAUGGGCAAGUGCUGUAAGAUUUUAAGCCUUCAACAUUAUUAGAAACAGAUCACUGUAUCCAAACACAAAACAGAACUUUUUAACAAAUAUUCAAUUGAUUAGACAUUGACAGGAAGUGGUAGAAUGGUGAUUGGCUACUGGAGGACUCAACUGUUGUGUUCAUUAGGUGUUAGAAAUUUCACUUCCUAUGCUUUAAUGAGGGUUACUUCUAAGUUAAUACAGUACGCAAAGGAUUUAAAAGUGUAUAAUGUAAACAGCAGUGCUUCUGCAGUAUUCCUCAUCUUUGUUAUGAAGACCCCAUGUCUGUCCAAAAUAAGAAUGAGUACCUAAAGUAAAGUAAAGGAAAGGCAACUACUCACCUGUAGCAAACUGAUGUGUGGUACAUAGACACACGUAAAAGAACACAGUAUUAACUAGAUUUCACACCCUGACUCUUCUUUUAGCAGAAAAAGAAAAUACACACACUACCAUGCAGGCACCCAUAUGCACACUGAAAAUACUUCCCUAAUCUAAGGUUUGUUUGGUUUCAAUUUCAUGGCUGUAGACUUGUUUGUGCUGAGCAAUUGAUAUGUCACACUGAAGUGUCCAGCAAUAGUCAGCCACAACAACACAAAUUUUAAAGAGCAAAGAUGCCGCAGUAGUGUGCGAUGCUGCUCUCUGAUAACACUGAAAAACAGAGUUUAAAAAUUGGCAAAUAUCGUGGUAUCCAACACUUAUUCUAAGACAAGUGAAACAUGCUGAUUCGAAAUACACAAACCAUUUGUCUCUACCAUGCACCAUUUUUUAGUACUACGUGAUGCACAUGCUAUAUAGUAAUAUCUAGUUCAAGAUAUAGUACACACAAAAUCCAUACACAUUGACAAUACUUCUUUAAUUUAAAGUGUGUUUGGUUUGAAUUUCUUGGCUGUAGACUUGUGUUCAUGCUGAGCAUUUGGUAUGUCACGCUGAAGUGUCCAGCACUAGUUAGCUAACAUUGCUGUAGUCCAUCAGCGCUGAUACUGUGACUAUAUUACUGAGUUAUACUGUUGAAAAUGUUCACAUGUUUGUCACUCGCUGAACCUAGGUUUUUGGGGAAGAAGUCAAGAUGUGAGUUGAGGGGAUGAA